Molecule: messenger RNA, 495 nt
Organism: Acaulospora morrowiae
Lineage: Eukaryota; Fungi; Glomeromycota; Glomeromycetes; Diversisporales; Acaulosporaceae
Source: the annotation of a GenBank genome assembly
AUGAGCAUAAAAGGUUGUCGCAAUUGUAGCUCGCUUCAAUCUCAAAUCGAUCAGAAGGAUGUGAUCAUUGAAAAGUUUCAACGAAUCGCCAGAUGUCAAUUCGAACUUAUUCAAGAUUUGUCUCAAGGUGAAAACUUCAACUACCCCACGACUACUUCCUUCUUUGAAAAUGAGGCUUUGUUGACCGCUCGUCCAGCUAGCGGGAAAUCAGUUGCCAAUCGUUCUUAUUAUCGCGCCUAUAUCGGACCUCUGACUGACGACAUUGACAAGGAUGCUUUAAAGACAAUUCUCGAAACUUCGUUCGGCACGGUUGAAGCGCUCGACUUUAUCCCUGGGAAGUCAUGUGCCUUUGCAAACUUCUCAUCUCCAAGCGCCUAUCACAAUGCUGUCAGUGUUGGCGCCGUUCAGGUCAAGGGAAACAUGUUGAGUGUAGAGCAAGCAAAGAAGCCGCUAAGAUCUCCUCGCAACAAUAGAAAGAAAUUUCCCAUCGCUUAA